Labeo rohita (rohu) is the source of this 2025-nucleotide messenger RNA. RefSeq names its product probable polypeptide N-acetylgalactosaminyltransferase 8. Bases 99 to 1853 code for a protein of 584 amino acids. The record is from RefSeq and is a predicted model, not a curated record. Gene Ontology annotation, cellular component: Golgi apparatus. The transcript is spliced from 11 exons. Lineage: Eukaryota; Metazoa; Chordata; Actinopteri; Cypriniformes; Cyprinidae.
CAGGACCAAUGACAAAAUAAAUGAAACUAGCGGAAGAAAAGCGCCUUUUACGAGACCAAGACUCUCUGUGAUGAUAGUCGUGCUCGAGAAUUCAAAUCAUGAGAAUAAGCUGUGUGAAGAAUUUGUUUCCAGUUUUGUCUGUCGCUGUGGUGUUUCUCUACAUGAGUUUGAUGAGGAGACAAUUCCAAACUCAAGAGAAGCAGAACAACGAACAGCUCCUCAACAAGCUGGACAAACUGGAGGCUCAUUUAAUAGCCGUGGAAGAGAAAAGCCUUAAAGUGAAACAUGAGAAGAAGCCAGCAAAGAAGCUGUUCCCAAACUCACACCUUUUCAAGCAAUGGACUGUUGAACUUUCUGAGGAUGACCAGAGGAAGGCUGAAGAUCUCUUUCAGAAAUAUGGCUAUAAUGCCUUUCUUAGUGACCAAUUGCCUCUGGACCGGGAGCUGCCGGACACUCGAGACCACAGAUGCAUUGACCGUGAAUACCCCCACAAUCUGCCCACCCUCAGCGUGGUGCUGAUUUAUCUGGAUGAGGCUCUGUCUGUCAUUCAAAGAGCCAUUUGCAGCAUCAUCAACAGAACUCCAGCCCACCUGCUCAAGGAGAUCAUACUGGUGGACGACCACAGCACAAAUGAAAAUCUGAAAACACAGCUGCAUGCUUAUGUCAGCUCCAUCAAUGAGAAGCACCCAGGGCUGCUGAAGAUGGUGAGUCAUUCAAAGCAGAAAGGACUUUCCCAGGCCAGAAUCUCAGGGUGGAAGGCAGCCACUGGGGAUGUGGUUGCCAUUUUGGAUGCCCACAUUGAGGUCCAUGUCAAAUGGGCGGAGCCUCUGCUUGCACGUAUCCAGGCUGACCGUACGUUGGUCCUGAGCCCCAUGUUUGAUAAAGUCAAUUACUAUGACUUGCAAGUGACAAAAUAUUUUGCCUCUGCUCAUGGCUUUGACUGGGCUCUUUGGUGCACGUACGUGGCAUUCCCCCAGAAGUGGUACGAACAAAAUGAUCCUUCACAGCCAGGAAAGAGUCCCUCUGUAAUGGGAAUUCUUGUGGUUGAUCGUCUGUUUUUUGGUGAGAUUGGGACUUUGGAUGGAGGGAUGGAGGUGUAUGGAGGAGAGAAUGUUGAAUUAGGAAUACGGGUGUGGCUGUGUGGAGGAAGUAUAGAAGUUGUACCCUGCUCCAAAAUUGCUCAUAUCGAAAGGUCACACAAACCCUACAUGUCUGAUAUUAACAAUGUAAUGAAGAGAAAUGCCCUCAGAGUGGCAGAAGUUUGGAUGGAUGAAUACAAGGCAAAUGUGAACAUCGCCUGGGGUCUUCCCAUACAGAACCAUGGGAUAGACAUUGGUGAUGUAUCUGAGAGAAAGAAGCUGAGAAAAAGGCUAAAUUGCAAGCCAUUUAAAUGGUAUCUGGAGAAUGUCUAUACUCAGUUAAAUCCCAUUCAUUGUUUAGCUUAUGGAGCGCUUAUUAAUGAUCUGCAAACAAGUUUAUGUUUGGAUAAGGGGCCACUUGAGGAGAACACUCCUAUUUUAUAUCCAUGUCAUUUCAUGGGAUCACAGACAUUUUUCUAUACUGCACGUGGUGAGAUAUUUGCGCAUCCCCUUCAGUCCCUUAAAAACAAUGGGAACCGCUGUCUAAUUGAUCCUGGCUCAGGCAGGUUUCCAGAGCUGUCCUGGUGUUCAGACACUGAAAAACCAAAACACAUGUACUGGGACUUCAAACAGGGACAGGCCAUACAGAACAGAGACACCAAACGCUGUCUGGAGAUCAGCGCUGAGCAGACAGAAAAGUAUGAAAAGAACGUUUUUCUUCAGGAGUGCAGAAACCAACACUGGAAGAUACAGAAUGUAAUUCAGGACUUUUGAAAUGCAAGAUAUAACCAACUUAUAUAAACACAGCUGCCAUGCUGGAGAAGCAUCAUAGAAAGUGUUAACUAUGAAAAGAUUAGGUGCUAAGAAAUAACAAAAAAAUAAAACAUUUAACUUGCAUGUCAUGUGUCCAUUAACUGGCAGAACCGUGAAAUCUCAGUAAAUACUU